Messenger RNA from Rosa rugosa (rugosa rose), 1104 nucleotides. RefSeq lists its product as uncharacterized. The transcript has 2 exons. The coding region runs from base 1 to 1104 and encodes 367 amino acids. Lineage: Eukaryota; Viridiplantae; Streptophyta; Magnoliopsida; Rosales; Rosaceae. The record is from RefSeq and is a predicted model, not a curated record.
AUGUGUAUCCAAGUCAUGGAGUCUUCAUCAAAUGGACGUACAAAAUGCAUUCCUUCAUGCUUCCCGAAGGCUGGUUACAGGCAAUCCAAGGCUGAUUAUUCAUUAUUUACACGUGUGGUUGGUAAUUCUUUCACUGCUGUGCUCAUUUAUGUUGACGAUAUUGUGCUCACUGGAAAUGAUCCCAAAGCCAUUGAAUUAUUAAAGGCAUUUCUUCGUAAGGAAUUUCGCAUAAAGGAUCUUGGCAAUCUUAAAUAUUUCUUGGGCAUUGAAGUCUCACGGUCUAAGAAAGGAAUUUUCGUUUCUCAACGAAAAUAUGCAUUAGAUAUUCUACUUGAUGCAGGUCUUACAGGAGCACGUCCAUGUCAUUUUCCUAUGGAACAAAAUUUAAAGCUUACACCUACAAAUGGGGAAAUUCUUAAAGAUCCCACACGUUAUCGGAGAUUGAUUGGGAAACUCAUUUAUCUCACUGUGACAAGACCAGAUAUUGUGUAUUUUGUUUGGAUUCUUAGCCAAUUCAUGAAUCAGCCAAGGAAACCUCAUAUGGAAGCUGCCAUGAGAGUAUUGCAUUUUAUUAAGGGAAAUCCGGGUAGAGGCAUUUUCUUUCCAUCAGAAAAUGAUUUGGCUUUAAAAGCUUAUUGUGACUCAGAUUGGGCAAGUUGUCCAACAACAAGAAAGUCAACAACUGGAUAUUUUGUUUUCCUUGGUAAUUCAUUGAUUUCAUGGAAAUCUAAGAAGCAAAGUAAUGUGGCGUGUUCAUCAGCAGAAGCUAAGUACCGUGCUAUGGCUAUGACUUGUCGAGAAUUAACUUGGUUGAGGUACAUUUUACAAGAUUUUCAGAUUAUUCAAGAUAAACCUGCUUCUUUGUAUUGUGACAACCAAGCUGCAUUACAUAUUGCCGCCAACCCGGUUUUUCAUGAAAGAACAAAAUAUAUAGAGAUUGAUUGUCAUGUAGUUCGAGAGAAGCUACAAGCCGGAUUGAUUUCUACUAGAUAUGUUCCUUCUUCUCUACAAAUCGCAGACAUUUUCACAAAGGCAUUGGGAAGAUAUAGUUUUGAAUCUUUAGUUUCCAAGUUGGGACUUCAUGACAUUCACUCUCCAACUUGA